Messenger RNA from Colletotrichum destructivum, 771 nucleotides. Its product is annotated as Putative NTF2-like domain superfamily protein. The transcript is spliced from 3 exons. The record is from RefSeq and is a predicted model, not a curated record. The coding region runs from base 234 to 704 and encodes 156 amino acids. Lineage: Eukaryota; Fungi; Ascomycota; Sordariomycetes; Glomerellales; Glomerellaceae.
CCAUGUACACGGUCUGACGGUACACGAAGCUGAAGCCGUCAAAACCCGCGGCGUUUGUCCUACAACUGCCAAACCCCGAACCCCGGGCCAUGCGAGCCUGUUGAUUGGCCGCGAAACCCCUCGCCUCCAUUGUGAUCCUGAUCCAUGUCGUCGAUUUAAACCACAUCUUCGCCAUCGACUGCGAAGUUUGGUCCUUAGAGCGUGGUCUAUUGAAUACAAAAUAUACUGUCAUCAUGAGCAGCCAAGAAGAACCCAGGCCACCGUUCCCGCCCUUCACCGAAGCAACGGCGAAAGCCAAGGUGAAGGCGGCGCAAGAUGCGUGGAACACCAAGAACCCCGCCAAGGUGAAGCUGGCGUACACUACCGAUUCUAUCUGGCGAAACAGGGACACAUUCCUCAAAGGCCGAGAUGAUAUCGAGCAGUGGCUGACCACGAAGUGGGAGAGGGAGAAUGGUUACCGCCUCCGCAAGGAACUCUUCGCCUUCACUGACAACAAGAUUGCCGUCCAGUUCUGGUACGAGUGGCAUGACGAGUCGGGGCAGUGGUGGCGGACUUAUGGCCUCGAGGACUGGACUUUCGCCGAGAACGGCCUGAUGGGCAAGAGGCAAAUGAGCGGAAACGAUGUCAAGAUCGAAGAGACGCAGAGGUGGUUCCGCGACGGCGUGGACGUGAAUGAGGUUGCCAUCAGCGAGGAGCAUUGGUAGCUGGGGUGGGCACGAAUAAUAGAGAACAGCAUGAAUUAUCGUGGCCUUCGAGCCUAGACGAAUACCA